GGUUGUGCCAAACCAAAUAGUUGGCAAGACCAGGAUUAGACAGCGAUUAUCCCAAGCAAAUUAGCACUGCUUGGUUCGGGAGUAGAGAAACAGGGGGGAAACAGGGGAAUGAAAGGAAAAUUCUACCGCGAAGGGCUCAAGACGUCUGUAAAUAAAAAAGAGUCCGUUUUCCUACAAAGAAAUUAAGAGAAUUUCCCAAGUACCUAGAGACUCAACCUUACCGCUUUGCUUCGGUGGGAUCUCAAAGUUAUUAUGCAUCUUGCAAUACCGUUACUCCUCCUUCUGGAAGCAAUUAAUGCUCAGUUUCCACGACAAUGCACUACAGUGGAUGUGCUGAUCCAAGGUGAAUGUUGCCCAGACUUGUCUCCCGGAGUGGCUCCUGGUUCAGAUCGCUGUGGCUCAUCUUCUGGAAGAGGGCAGUGCGUACAAGUGAUAGCAGAUUCCCGACCCCAUGGACCUCAAUAUAUGCACGAUGGUCAAGAUGACCGCGAGCAGUGGCCUCUUCGUUUCUUCAAUCGAACUUGUCGGUGCAACCGUAAUUUUUAUGGUUACCACUGUGGCUCAUGUCAACCUGGCUGGACUGGCCCCACCUGUGACCAGAAGAUUAAUAUAGUUAGACGAAAUCUUCUGGAUUUUAGUAGUGAAGAAAAGGCAAAGUUUCUAAGAGUCUUACAGCAAGCCAAAACUACAACACACCCUGACUUUAUGAUCGCAACCCGGAGACGUGAGGAGAUCUUGGGUCCUGAUGGCAAUACUCCACAAUUUGAAAAUGUGUCCAUUUAUAACUAUUUUGUCUGGUCUCAUUAUUACUCGGUCAGAAAAACUUAUCUUGGGCCUGGACAGCGAAGUUUUGCUGGAGUAGAUUUCUCCCAUGAAGGACCAGCAUUUCUCACCUGGCACAGAUAUCAUCUGCUACAACUGGAAAGAGAUAUUCAGGAUAUGCUACAGGAUCCGUCUUUUGCCCUCCCUUAUUGGAACUUUGCCACAGGUAAAAACAGCUGUGACAUCUGUACAGAUGAUCUCAUGGGAUCCAGAAGCAGCUUUGAUGACUCUCUUCUCAGCCCCAACUCAAUCUUCUCACAGUGGCGCAUCUUGUGUGAGGCUAUUGAAGACUACGACACAUUGGGAACCAUUUGCAACAACACAGAAGGUGGUCCAAUUAGACGCAAUCCAGCUGGAAAUAUCGCCCGUCCCAUGGUGCAGCGCCUUCCAGAGCCUGAGGAUGUUGCUCUUUGCCUAGAAGUCGGGUUAUUUGACACGCCUCCAUUCUACUCCAAUUCAGCAGACAGUUUCCGUAACACAGUAGAAGGCUACAGCAAUCCUUCAGGAAAGUAUGAUCCGCAGUUCCAUACCCAACACAAUGCUGUUGUUUAAUCUAUCGUUUAGUAUUGUUUUAUCAACCAUGAAUAAUGUCAAACCAGUUUUUCUGAAAAGCUAUUUAAGUGUUUAAUUCCAAGUUUCCAAACUUUAAUAGUUACUUCCUUUUCUUUAGAUAACUCAACAUACCCAUUAGAAAAUGCUCCCAUUGGACACAACAGACAGUACAAUAUGGUACCAUUUUGGCCUCCUGUAACCAAUGAUGAGAUGUUUGUUACAGCACCAGAAAAUCUGGGCUACAGUUAUGAAGUUCAGUGGCCAUCUCCAGCUCUCCAUGUGACUGAAAUCAUAACGAUUGCAAUAGUUGCUGCUUUGAUCCUGGUUGCAAUUAUAUUCGCUGCAGCCUCUUGUAUUGUAUAUUCCAAGAGACAGGAGGAGCACCAGCCACUUCUCACAGACCACCAUCUGACCUAUUCCGAUGAUUAUGACAGCAUUCCAACCCCAAGGCAGUCAAAUGUGUGAAGAUAAGUGAUUUAUCUGCAUUUGAUGGCAUCUAUUGUGUCUGAUCCAUGCUUGCAGUAAACCCCAUUUCAGAGUGAGAAAAAUCCUUUCCUUUAUCUAAUAUUUGUCUCCAAUCCAUAUUCUUCCUUAGACUGGUUCAGCAUUUCUACUGAUUUCACCCACUUCACUCCUGUUCUAUUUACAGUAGGUUCGCAAUAUAAAAGACUAACAAUAAAUAUUUUAAAGUAAUUACUAAGUAUAUAACAACUGCUUUUAUAUGGAAGAUGGUGCAAAAAAUUAAGUUUAUGCUUAAUCUUGUUCUGAGAGUCAGUAUGAUGUAGUGGUGAAAGCAUCUGGCUAGAAACCAGGAGGUCAUCAGUUCUAAUCCCAAAUUAAGCCUUGUUAGCUGGGUGACCUUGGGCCAGUCACUCUCUUAGCCCUAGGAAGAAGGCAAUGGCAAACCACCUCUGAAAACCUUGCCAAGAAAAUUUCAGGGACUUGUCCAAGCAGAAUUGGACACAAUUGAACAGAAGGAAAAAAAAUCUUGUAGUAGGAUGUCACAAAACACUACUAGCAUCAAGGAAAAAGCUAUCCUGUUUUUUAGGAUUCAAUCACUAGCUAGAUUGUCUCUAUACACCUCAAUAGCAAGCUAAUUCUAGUAUCGCUGCAGCCUAUAAGCAAUGUGUUUUUCUGUAACUAAGUUUAUAUUGAGGCAUGCCCAAAUAAGACUCUGGAUAUUGUUUGGAAAAAUUCCCUCAAACAGAUAUUAAUAACUCCUGAAUCCCAAAGGUCCAUUCAUAUCAAUCCAUCCAGGUUGGGCAAUUGUCCAAUCCACUGAUUAUAUCAAAAGAAGAUCCUCUCAACCUCCUCAAGCUGAACAAGAUCCCUUUGCAAGAGGUUACCUUACUCCUCGUGCUAGAUCACAUCCAACUGGCAUUCAAUCCAACCAAACACAAAUGACUAAAUCUGAAACAGAACUGGCAGAUACUAUCUUAGCAGUCUGCUAGAGCCGGGGUUCCCAACCCUGGACCGCAGCCUGUUCUAAACUGGUCCAUGUGACCAAUGGGUAAGGAUAUGCACUUGAAGCCCCUCUCACGUGACCAGCAGGCCCUUGCACUCACAUGCAAAGCUCCACUUGUAUGAAUGAAGCUUCGCGCACAAGCACUCUACACUCAUGCAAGUGGAGCUUCGCGCAUGAGCACAAGUGCCUCUGCUCAAGACACGAAGCUCCAUUUACAGCUGCCACUUACGCACACAAACCACGCUCGGCCGGGUCACCAAGCUGGAAAGAUUGGUGAUCAUUGUGCUAGAGUAUGUCUUUCCUUUCCUUCCAUAACAGCUGUAAGUCAUUCUGAGCAGGAUCAUUGGACUGUUAACUAUAUAUGCAAUAAGAAUGCAGAACUAUUCAUGUUUUGUCUUUCUUAUCCUCACAGUGGAAGCUCAAAUCUGGGCAUUUAUCUGCAUUCAGUCAUAAUCAGUCCAUGAUUCCUUUGCCAAUAUUGUUCCAGGCAUAUCUAUAGUAGCUUUAUUUUCCAAAUUGCCUCAGUAAAUGAAAGACAUCCUCCCUUCAAGGAUAAGCAAAUGUAGAGAGGCACAUGGGAGAAAUUCUGUCCAACGCCCUAAUCAUUUCUAUACAUGUAAUCCUUGACUUAAGACCAUUUAUUUAAUACCAUUCAAAGUGAUGGUGAUACUGAAAUAAAGAUGACUCAUGAUUACUUCUCCCACUUACAACCAUUGCAUUGUCCCCAAAAUCACACCAUCAAAAUUCAGGUACUUGGCAUUUAUGACUGUCAUAUCUGGGUCAUAUCUGACCUUCUGAAGACACUUCAGUGGGGAACCACAGAAGCCAAAUUAGCUUAAUAAUUGUGUCACUUAAUUAAUGACCAUGAUAAUUUGCUUAACAACUGUGACAAAAAUAUUGUAAAAUGGAGCAAAGCUCAUUUAAUGAUCGUAUCACUGAGCACUGGAAGUUCUGAUCCUAACUGUGGUAAUAAGUUGAAGACUACAUGUAUUCCAACGAUUGCCCAGAUAUAUGAUGAAACUGCCUAUAAAGCAGGGGUCUCCAACCUUGGUCCCUUUAAGUCUUGUGGACUUCAACUCCCAGAGUUCCUCAGCCAGCUUUGCUGGCUGAGGGUCUCUGGGAGUUGAAGUCCACAAGUCUUAAAGGGACCAAGGUUAGAGACCCCUGCUAUAAAGUCACUGGAAAAAAUCUCCAAAUGCAUCCAGAAAGCCCCCAGGGUCCAUCAAAUAUCUGGCUUUGUAUCAUCCUAUCCAGACACCCAUCCUCCCAGACAUAAAGAGCAUCAGCAGCCUACAACUUGACGUGAAAAUAUGUUCACUGCAGCACAAGAUUGAUAAAAAAAAAUAUAUCCAUCAUCAGAUCCUCCACAUCUACUCUGAUCUAACACACAGCUGUUUGUGUAAACUGGGAUUAAGAUCAACUGGAAUAAACCCAUGGUUGCAAAAGAGCUAGAAAUUCCCAAAUCCCUCUGAGUAGCACUCCCAGAGCAAGGAGAUGGUUUGCAGGGUUCUUUUUUGUUGUUGUUAUUUAUUCAGUUAAUCUGUGCCUUUUCAGAGGAAAAAAAAAUCAUUAAAUCAAGUACAUUCUUAAACUGCAGUAUGAACCAUUAUGUUGGCUGUUGAGAAAAAAAUGGAACAUCCAUAGCUUUUGCAUGCGUGGUACUUGUUCCUUUAGGAAGUCAGGGUAGUAUAUACUGUAUUUCCUCUUCCUUUUUUCCCCCCAUAACAACAACUCUUUGAGAUAGUUGAACUGAGGGGGAGAGGGAGAGAGAGAGUGGCCCAAAAUCCUCUGAGGGUUUCAAUGACUAGAAUGGAUUACAACCUUGGUCUUCCCAGGUCUAGGCUAACUCUUUAAAUACUUUUGAUACCGCUACUUCAAGAACAUUUAAUUUUGUUCUGAUAUCAAUACAUCAGAGAUCAAAGCUCUUUAUUAUUAACUCUACAACAUUUGAUCUGCCCAGCCAAGAGGAAUUUGAGUGGGUUAGCAGCACAGAAAAUCAUGUGCUCAUUAAAUACAGCUCUGGUGGGCAGAAUUCUUAGCCUUCCUUAGUUAUGUUGGCUGAACUGUAGCACUGAAUUGUUAUGUCAAGUUUAUGCACAGCUGAUAUAAUUGUCCAGUUUUAUGAAGAAGGGGAUUGCCCCCUCUUCCUGAGUAUGAAUUUAAUUACAUUAUUGUGAUUACAUUCCACAACUAGUCUACGAUAAAGUGAAUAAGCUCCACUAGGUUCAGUUUAGUUGGGAUUAACAUGGAUCAGCACAGGGCAGAACAAUAAGAAAAUUCUUAUUCUUGGAUUAAAGUUGAGCUUAAAGGUGGUAAUAUUUGCAUCAUUCUUAAAUAAAUGGUGUGAGAUGCUAAAGUUCACACUUGACCCAAAUGGGUUGAGAAGCUCAAUGACAUUUAUAAUUCAAAGAAAAUGGGGCUUUCAUUGUGUAUGAACUGUCAAAAUGUUACACUUCUUAUGAUUAAAUAAAGGGCACAGAUGGGGAAAAUAGAUCAUAGAAGAAUAUAUCAGAAAGUAUACGGUAAAUAUGUAUAUGAGGAACAGCUCUGACUAGGCAUCGACCAAGAAGUUUUAUAUCUGAUAUUAUUUGGGGAUCUCACAAGCAGUGAUAUUUCCUAGAAGCAUACACUGACAAAUUCCUUUAAACACAAGUCACAUACUUUCUCUUUUGCCAUUGUGAAGGCAACUGAGUACAAGUGAGCAGAUAGGAUCUACAGAGUUCAUUUAGCCCUGGGACUACAAGCUGCUAAGCCCAAGAAUGAACAAUGUUUAUCAGUUGUUUAAGCGCUCUAGGUUUCCUACAAGGAACAGGUUAGCUGGCAAUAAAAGCAGGAGUUGUUUUUUUAUAUAUAUAUAACUGCAGAAGUAAGAGGUUGGCAGAUAUAGCUAGAAAAAGCAACAUAAUUUUUGGAAUGGAAGGGGUUAUCUGAGGGACAGCCUCUCCCCGAUUAUAUCUGUUUGUCCCACUAGAUCCGCAGAGAGAGCAUGUUAGUGGUUCCAUUGGCUAGGGAGCUACAUUUGAUGAGCUGUGGGCCAUGGGCCUUUUCUGCUGUGAAUCCUGUAUUAUGGAAUAUCCUCCCCACUGAAAUAAGGCUGGGCUUCAUCGCUUUUGACUUUCUGAACAUUUCUCAAGACCUGCUUAUGCCAUCAGGCUUUUGGACCAAAGGAGACUACUGAAUUAUUGAGGUGGCUCUGAUAUUAUUAAUCUCCCUUCAACCAAUUUUCCUCUUUUUAGCUUUGUUUUUAUAAGUUUGCAAUAAUAAUAAUAAUAAUAACAACAACAAUAAUCAUUUGAUGUUUAGUAACUAAUGUUUUUUUUAGCUUUGUUGUACACUGUCCAGAGUCACUUGCUUUGUAAAAUGGAUGGGUAUAUAAAUUUGACAAUAAAUUUGACAAUAAAUAAAUUGCACCCAUA
Molecule: messenger RNA, 6255 nt
Organism: Ahaetulla prasina
Lineage: Eukaryota; Metazoa; Chordata; Lepidosauria; Squamata; Colubridae
Gene: TYRP1
Product: tyrosinase related protein 1
Exons: 8
Biological process (GO): melanosome organization; melanocyte differentiation
Cellular component (GO): melanosome
Molecular function (GO): oxidoreductase activity
Source: RefSeq, a predicted model, not a curated record